This is a messenger RNA of Linum trigynum, 2732 nucleotides long. The record is from the annotation of a GenBank genome assembly. NCBI's taxonomy places the organism in Eukaryota, Viridiplantae, Streptophyta, Magnoliopsida, Malpighiales, Linaceae.
CUUUUGCUUACCCGAUUAUAAACCUCAGUAUUUGCAGACCGGCAAAAAGGACAAACCCUAAAGCAUCUCUCUCUGAGAAAUUAGAGAACGUCUUCUUCACUUAGUUAUUGAGCGAAAGGUUCGAAACUUGUUCGUGUUUGCGGCCGAAAACCCCAGAAUGGGAGACACCGAUAUGAGUGCGAUAAUCCCAGAUUCAGCGAUGGACUCAGUGAAGACUACCUUAGCCAACUUGGAAGAAGUGGAGACGAACCUGCUUCAGUUCCUGUCCCUCACUGAUAAUGAUGCUAUUUCCGAGUUGCCUCCUCUCGAAAGGGCUCAGGCCCUGUUAAUGGUUGCCAAGGCCACAACCAUUCUCUUUGCAUUGAGAUUGAGGUGCAAUGGACUUCACCCAGACGACCAUCCAGUCAAGGGCGAGCUCGAAAGACUGAACUUGUAUGAACAGAAGUUGGACCGUAUGAUGAAUUUGAGCAAAGCCCCAUUACGACGAUCCACCACCUUGAAUUACCAGGCUGCCACCCGCUUCAUUGAACAUUCUUUGCCUGACCUUACUUCUGAACAAAGGAAAAACAUGAGAGAUAUCAGUAGAGGAGAAGGGCACAGGAUGAACUAUGAGACAAGCUUGCCGAAGAAGAGAAAGUAUCCUUCAUCUGAAUCUGUGCAAGCUGCUGCCAAAGAAUUCUUGGAGAAAGCUGCCCGUGAGAUUGUUGGAGGGCAAGCAGGUAGCUUCAAAGGUCCCAUACAAAUUGACAGUGACACAGCAGAUGAGGAAGAAGCACCUGGGGCCUAAUUUCAUGAUAUGUUCUGGUAAUUUGUGCAAAUACUCUUAGCGAGACCUCAGUUUCAUGUUCAGCUUUACUCGUUGAUUGUUUGAACUUGUGAUUUAUUGCGAAUAGAAUUGCCAAGCUGGUCUGAAACCAUCAAAUAUUUUCAACUUUGGUAAAUCCUGCAAAAGUGGAAGAAUCUAAUCUCUUUCCAUCUUUACGUUACCUAGCGUUUGUUAGAGAUUCUCUUUAUUUGAUAACUGGUGGUUGAAUUCCAUAAAGAGAAGGAACGCCAAACAAGAUAUGUGCUUAGGGCUUCACUUUAUAGUAAGAUUACAAAACUUAUGCAUGUGUCAAGUAUUGGGGAUAUGUUCUGAAACUUCCUCGGGGGGCACGUGUGUCGGAAGUAUUGCUUCUUCAGGAGCAAUAGCAUCAUCAUAAUCUGUGAAAAUGAUUGUUCCAAAUAGUGUAGAAACUAAUAUAGGUUAUUUACUAGUAGUGUCAAGUCAAGUCUAGGCUUCAAAGCCCUGUAAGUUGAUUGGGGAGCCUGUGGUCUCUUUGUCCAUCUCCUUUCUGUACUUGCUCCGUCUUAGACAGCAUGUCAAGAGUCUUCCCAUAAAGCUCGGGUGGAAUGAUAUCUUUUAAAGUCGUAUUAUAAGGAGAGAUAGGAGAUAGUAAUUUCCUGAUGGAUAAGGAAAGAAUAUAACUGAUAUAUCUGUACUUCUUUUGAUAUAAAUGACGUAUGAAUGUUAAUCUUUCAUAUUUCUUCUAUAGAAUCUGCAUGCUAGCAGUUACCUUUGGACGUAGAACGUAACUAGUUGCUGCGGUUCUUUUAUUUAUUUAACACUCUGUUAAUUGUGAACUGUGUAUGAUGCUCAACCCUUUGUUAAACACUCACAGAGAUAGAUGUGCAUUAAUAUGUUGAAUGGAGUUCGUGGUGUGUGUCUUCAUGUGGCUCUACUAGUUUAUGAUCCAUCGUUGGUUCUGUUGAGAUAGUAAUUUCCUGAUGUACAAGGAAAGAAUAUAACUGAUAUAUCUGUCCUUCUUUUGAUACAAAUGACGAAGGAAUGUUAAUCUUUCAUAGAGUCUGCAUGCUAGCACUUACCUUUGGACGUAGAACGCAACUAGUUGGUGCAGUUCUUUUAUUUAUCUCACACUCUGUUAAUUGUGAACUGUGUACGAUGCUCAACUCUUUGUUAAACUUUCACAGAGAUGGAUGUGCAUUAAUAUGUUGAAUGAAGUUCGUGUUGUGUGCCUUCAUGUGGAUCUACUAGUUUCUGAUCUGUCGUUGGUUCUGUUAAAAUAGGUGUUUCUGUAAUACCUCCUGUUGAAGUUGAUGGCCUGAAUUUUUUCAGUUUGAAAACUGGAAAGCCGUAGUAUGAUGCCAAUUCUGAAGUGUUCUACAAGACUACAACCCAUGCUAUGAUUCUACCAUAGCCAUAGCCGUAGCGAACUUGCUUAAUAUUGCUCGACUUUCCGUUGCGAUUAACUGUUUAACUAACCUGAUCCUUAGUAGUGUUUCUAACAUGCUCCUUGGUAUAUACGUUUGCAGGAAUUGUCUGGGCCGAACUGAUUUGCUGGCAUGAUUGGGUGGACAAGUUGCCUUCUUGGAUCUUAUGUUGCUCUUGAUAAUGACUGGUGUAUGGCAGUGUAGAUUGUCUGGUUAUUACCUUCUCCUGGGGGUGUUGCAGAAAGCAGUUGGAGGAUGACCGCCCCGUGAAACGAGAAGCCCUUUCGAAGUUCAACUGGCAUAGAGAUUGUGCCUUGUUUCCUAUAUCUGAACUGUAUUUCUCUAGUUAGUACAAUUGCUCUAUGCUCCUUGAUAGCUAGUUUCUAUGUUAUCUAGUAUGGCUGUUUGUAGAGGAAAUUGUAUUUGUAUGGCAUGUUUUGUGAUUGCCUUCAACUUGAGAUGGCCCUAGUAUGCUUCAAUAUCAUACACCAUUCCAUUUCUAAAAAAAAAAAAAAAAAAAA